Trypanosoma conorhini is the source of this 1212-nucleotide messenger RNA. RefSeq names its product mitochondrial import receptor subunit. The record is from RefSeq and is a predicted model, not a curated record. The transcript has a single exon. The coding region runs from base 1 to 1212 and encodes 403 amino acids. Lineage: Eukaryota; Euglenozoa; Kinetoplastea; Trypanosomatida; Trypanosomatidae. Gene Ontology annotation, molecular function: Hsp90 protein binding.
AUGUCGCACCCCGUGGAGAAGCAGGUGGUGACCGUUGCUGUGGACGGGGAACGUGUAAGCCAAGAAGUCUACGUGGAUGCUUCCACUGGAUUGGACGUUGACGCUCAAACUGGCGUGUUCCGCACUCGGGCAGAGACGGAGGAACUAAUACGAGAGGUCUACCGCGUAGCCCGGGACGCCCUCCCACGAGAGCUGGAGCGGUACAACACGUGGAUGCGAGGAGGCGCUCGUGCCGACCUCUCCCACUCAUCCCCGCAGCACACUCCUCCCGCUGUGGUGGGAGCGGGUACUUCAGCUGGUGUCCUGACGAAACCAGGCAAAGCCGAGGAAUACAGGGCACGGGGUAACGACGCAAUGAGGCAGGGUGAAUUACGGAAGGCCCUUCGUUGCUAUAGUGAGGCCCUACAAUGUGAACCUGCGUCAAGCACCCUGUGGUCGAAUAGGGCGGCUGCGAUGAUUCGGCUUGGUAGGGGUGACGCUGCCUUGUCAGAUGCAGAAAAAGCGAUUUCUCUUGACCCGACGAACGUCAAGGCAUACUAUCGAAAAGCUUCCGCCUUAUCAUUGCUUGGCGCACGAGCCGCGGCUGCUUGCUGCGUUAAGGACAGUGUGAAACAAUUUGGCACGGACGUGGCAUGGGAAUCCCUUGAUCGCCGUAUUGCAUCGAUGGCCACGGCCGUUUUGGUGGAUCACCGCUGGGUCUGUAGCGAAGCUGUGGAAGAGGGUGAAGAGCUUUGUACGUUGCAGGGGAUAAAGUUGCCUAGCGUGGAUCCGUCCGAGGUCUUGCGUCUGUGGGCGAAGGACGGUGUUCCUUCCGCUGCCUUGACAGAGGAAGCGGUCUAUUAUGCUGCCCGUGGUUCUCAGCCUUCGCUUGAACCAUACGAGGGUGUACUGACGGCACAAAGGCUUUCUGAUAUGUGUACGGACGCAGACCCUGAGCUUGCCGCGGUGUCGCGAUUGGCUGACCUUCUUCGCUGGAGCUGCCUCUUAUUAGGCUCCGCGGAUGCACGGGCACCGAUAGAUGCCAGGCCGUGGUUGGAACACAUUUUCGGUGACGGAUUUGUAUUCCUGGGGGCGUCCUUGUUCGCCUCACCUACGCCCGAGGCCAACGUCUCUCUUUGCUUUGAUGCGACGUCCCAUGUGCUUCGCGUCUUCGCACGCAGACGCAUUGGGCAAUAUGAAACCCUUACUUCCCUGAGCGCGCCGUGCCCUUGA